This is a messenger RNA of Ostertagia ostertagi, 525 nucleotides long. The record is from the annotation of a GenBank genome assembly. NCBI's taxonomy places the organism in Eukaryota, Metazoa, Nematoda, Chromadorea, Rhabditida, Trichostrongylidae.
AUGAAAUUCUUACAGCUAGAUCCCAUGCAAAUGGCAAGUGAGUUAAUGAGCGCAGCAGCCAAAGCCGAGAAUCGGCGGAAAACUAUUUCCGGAAUCAAUCUGCCCUUACCAUUCGCAGGAAAACCGCUUAAUUUUCAGAUGACUGGAGAGUCCCGAAACGGUCUGUCCUUCACCGAGAGCGAUGUUAAACCUGAUGAGCGCCAAAGCGAUCUGAGUCUCGCGAGGCUAGAGAGGCUAUUCAUUACUGCGAAACGGAUUUCGCCUGGGAUCUGUCCUCGCGUCCUGUGUGGCACCGCCGAAGUGGUAUUUCAGGCCCUGGACACUUUUCACAGGCUCAAAUUCGGCGAAUCGCUAGUCAAUGUCGAUCCUGUACGAGGUGCUCUUGAUGACGAUCCCACGACAUCGUUCGCAAAAAUGCUUGUCCCAGCGCUUGAAGAGAAAUUAGAAGCUCCAGAAAAAGAUCCCCAUGCGGGUUCUUCCGUGAGGAAGAUUCAGCCGAUGCCGAUCACGAAGAAAAACAGAUGA